UGCUCAGUAAGCCAAGCUAGGGCACUCCGGUGAAUAGCCCGCCCCCGCCGCGGAGGUGCUGGUGGAGCCUGGGACCGGGCGAGUCUCCGCCCCACUUUUGCAGCUAGUGGUGUUUCAGGGGGGAGAUUGGGACGAGCCUAGGAGGCCAGGACCCGGUCCUGUCGCUGAUUGCCUACCUCUUAAACCUCGGCACCAAGGCUGCUCGAGCCCCAGGGUGGUUUUUCCUUGUUCCCGCCACCUCCCGGUCUCUGGCCCAACAUGAUACUGACCAAAGCUCAGUACGACGAGAUAGCCCAGUGCUUAGUGUCUGUGCCGCCCACCAGGCAGAGCCUGAGGAAGCUGAAGCAGAGGUUCCCCAGUCAAUCGCAGGCCACUCUGCUGAGCAUCUUCUCCCAGGAGUACCAGAAACACAUUAAAAGAACGCAUGCCAAACAUCAUACUUCAGAAGCAAUUGAAAGUUAUUACCAGAGGUACCUGAAUGGAGUGGUAAAAAAUAGAGCUGCCCCAGUGCUCCUGGACCUGGCCAAUGAGGUGGACUAUGCGCCCUCAUUAAUGGCUCGGCUUAUACUGGAGAGAUUUCUACAGGAACAUGAGGAAACUCCACCCUCCAAGUCUGUUAUAAAUAGUAUGCUACGGGACCCUUCUCAGAUUCCAGAUGGAGUUCUAGCAAAUCAGGUCUAUCAGUGCAUUGUGAACGACUGCUGUUAUGGACCACUGGUGGACUGCAUCAAGCAUGCCAUUGGUCAUGAGCAUGAAGUCCUGCUGAGAGACAUGCUUCUAGAGAAAAACCUGUCCUUCCUAGAUGAAGAUCAGCUCCGUGCAAAGGGUUAUGACAAAACACCAGACUUUAUUUUACAAGUACCAGUUGCUGUAGAAGGACACAUAAUUCACUGGAUUGAAAGCAAAGCCUCAUUUGGUGAUGAAUGUAGCCACCACGCCUACCUGCAUGACCAGUUCUGGAGCUACUGGAAUAGAUUUGGGCCAGGCUUAGUCAUCUAUUGGUACGGAUUUAUCCAGGAGCUAGACUGCAACCGGGAAAGGGGCAUCCUGCUCAAAGCCUGUUUCCCUACGAACAUUGUCACUUUAUGCCACAGCAUGGCUUGACCCUAAAGAUCCUGGAAGAGAAGCUGGGAGGAAAAGGUGAAUCCAGAAGCCAUUUUACUUUCCUGCACUGCAAGAUCCUGGCAACAUCUGCCCUGAACUUCAGCUGAACUCUUCCUGCCCGUAGUCACACCACUACCUCUUUAGACAAACAUAUCAGGAGUUUCUGUUUUCCUUCAUCCCUUGCUGAUGUGAACAGCCAAGAACUACAGACACAACCCACUCAUUAUCAGCAUUUCUGUCUGUGUCACACAGUUAGUUUAUAGAUAGUCAUAAUCUUUCUUCGGAUGGUUUCUCCUUGCAUGCCAAACAAAAGAAAAACGGUGAAGCCAGAAAGGUGUGACUUUUCUGUUCUCCCAGUUACCGAAUCACCCUCUUAUUUUGCUUCCCUAAGCCUCCACUCACUUGGCUCUCUGUUCACAUGCACUCAUGGAGACCCAGCAUUGCAUCACCGUCGCGGAAUCAUCUAGCGCACACCUAGGAGCCCUGAAGCCACGAAGUCCGAAGCCGCUUUUGCACUCACCUGCAGAGCUCCAGAAGACCUUGAUGGCAGCCCGUGCUGUGUUCGCUGGAUUCGGUCUUUACGGCUUCCUGACUUCGUUGACAGUAAGCCAAGCUGCAAAAAUACACAGGAUGAGAAUUUCUUCUUUUUAUAAUGUUAUUUGAGUAGCAAAUAUUUUAGAUUUAUCUUAUGUGAAAGUAUUAGUUACACUGAGCCUGGAAACCACACUCCUUUAGACCAGGGGCUGAGAGGAGACGGCUGAAGCUAAGUGCCAGCAUUGAGGAGGAUUUAUUUUUAAACAUGGUUAGUUGUCAUUAUGCAUGUGAACUAAUACUUUUAUGAGUAGUUUUUUUUAGAGGCGCACGCUGUAGCCUGCUUUGUAUAUACAUUUUAUACCGUGUAAUUAUAUAACACUGAAGUUCUGCAUUAGAAACGUUUAGCUUUGUAUGAACUAAGUGUGCCAGAAAUAAACCUGGAGCAAUUUUUUAAUAAGCAAAAUAAAGGAGAUUUUGUAUUUGUUCACUCUAAUUUAUUCACUUUUAUGUACAGCAAAUCAGAUUCUAAAGUGAAACAUCAAUAAGUUAAUAAUCAUCCUAUUUUGUGGGAAGUUGAGUAUUAAUCUGUACCCAAAAUGUAUUUGGUAAAAUAUUUGCCCACCCCAUGCUGACAAAACAUAACUUUUAUAAUGUUGAAUAAAUGAUUUGGGAAAUAUUAAUAACAACAAUGUAACUUUUGCAAACAGCUUUAACUCAUAUACAUUGCUUGAUUUUUUUCAAAAGACUAAAUAUCUCAUUUCUACUUUGUUCAUUUUGUACCAAAGAAGGUUUGAAAAAAUAUGCCUGCUGCUUUUCCUUCUGAAGACAUAAGCCUGGUCCAAACGUGUGGAUUUGAACUCUGAGUGGGUACAUUGGGAAGAGGAAGAAGAUGAUGAAAUGCUAAAGAACUAUCAGGCAAACUUCUGUUUCAGUGUAAAAUUCAUUGUGCAGGCUUCUCAAUGACAUACAAUGAUCUGAAACCACCAGUGUAUUGCCUUGAUACACAUACACACACACACAAACACACAUGCAUGCGCUUUAAACAAAAAUGUUAAAAGCAGGUUUCCUAGCAUGUUCUAAACUGCUUUUUCUUUAUGAAUAAAUUACAUUUAUCAGCACAGAUGUUGAAAAUCCUGUUAAACCCUUGUCAAGGAUUUGUUUCUUUUACGUUAAACAAAUUUAUGAUGAACGUGAACAAAUAAAUUAAAAAAAAAAAGGUA
Molecule: messenger RNA, 2858 nt
Organism: Saimiri boliviensis boliviensis (Bolivian squirrel monkey)
Lineage: Eukaryota; Metazoa; Chordata; Mammalia; Primates; Cebidae
Gene: CDIN1
Product: CDAN1 interacting nuclease 1
Biological process (GO): erythrocyte differentiation
Cellular component (GO): cytoplasm; nucleus
Source: RefSeq, a predicted model, not a curated record